AUGGGCGUCAUUCGCAAGAAGACGGUGACGAGGGGGGGCGAAGGAGGCGUCAAAUAUGUCUGCGACGUGUGCUCGUCCGACAUCACAUCGACGGUCCGCAUUAGGUGUGCUGACCCGGCAUGUUCCGACUUCGACCUCUGCGUCUCGUGCUUCGCCAAAGGCGAGUCGCGAAACACCCACGAUCCCGCGACACAUGCCUUUCGCGUGAUUGAGCAAAACUCGUUCCCCAUAUUCGAACGCGAAUGGGGUGCCGACGAGGAGCUGCUGCUCCUCGAGGGCGCCGAGACAUAUGGCCUGGGCUCGUGGGCUGACAUCGCCGACCACAUUGGCGGCUUCCGCGAAAAGGACGAAGUGCGCGACCACUACCUAGCCACUUACGUCGACUCUCCCAAAUUUCCCCUACCGAAACGAUGCAGCCCCCACGACUGCGAGCUGGCCAACGAGGUGCCGCGCGAGGAGUUCCAGGCGCGCAAGAAGAGGCGCAUUGAGGACCGACGCGAGGCAGCCAAGAAUGCGCCCGCCCUGCAGCCAAAGACCAAGCCGACUGCAAGUGUUCCAAGCUGUCACGAAAUCCAGGGCUACAUGCCUGGUAGGUUGGAAUUCGAAACGGAAUACGCCAACGAAGCAGAAGAAGCCGUGCAGCAUAUGCAGUUUGAUCCCGGCGAUGGCGUCAACCCCCGGACUGGCGAGCUCGAACCCGAGAUGGAGCUCAAGUUGACCGUCAUGGAGAUAUACAACAGCCGCCUCACCCAGCGCGUCGAACGCAAAAAGGUCAUUUUCGAACACGAUUUACUGGAGUACAGAGAGAAUACAAAAGUCGAGAAAAGGCGCAGCAAAGACGAAAAAGACCUUUUGCAAAAAGCCAAACCUUUUGCUCGCAUCAUGAAUCACAAGGACUUUGAGGAUUUGAACCAGGGGCUCAUCGAUGAGCUGAACCUACGCCAAGCGAUUACUCAAUUACAAGAAUGGCGGAACAUGCGCAUUGGCGACCUGAAAAGCGGCGAAAAGUACGAAACAGAGAAGUCGCAGCGCAUACAAAAAGCUAUCCCUAUGGGCUCCAUGGACAGAGAAAGGAUGGCUUCGAAUCAACGUUCUAAGCAAGCUCCGCCUCCAGAUCCUCCAAGUGGUGCCGCCCUUCUCGUCGCGCCCGAAUUGGCCAUCCGCCCGGCGCCCCAGACGAACGGAGAAGUUAACGGCGACAGCAAGCCCCUCACGAAUGGACACACCAACGGCGUUAAUGGAGUUAAUGGCCAUGCGCCCUCGAGGCCCAAGAUUACACCGCAGGCCAUCUCGGGCGUGCAGCCGCUGCAGCUGAGCCAGGACAACGCGCCAGACCUGCACCUCUUGACGCCCGAGGAAGCUAAGCUGUGCGAAGUGGUGAGGCUGCAGCCAAAGCCGUAUCUUAUGAUCAAGGAGCAAAUUCUCAAGGAGGCGCUCAAGACCAACGGCACUCUGAAGAAAAAGCAGGCCAAGGAAAUCUGCCGGUUGGAUUCUCAAAAGGGCGCGCGUAUUUUUGACUUUUUCAUCAACGCCGGCUGGUUGGGUAAAGCGUAA
Molecule: messenger RNA, 1554 nt
Organism: Purpureocillium lilacinum
Lineage: Eukaryota; Fungi; Ascomycota; Sordariomycetes; Hypocreales; Ophiocordycipitaceae
Product: transcriptional adapter ada2
Biological process (GO): chromatin remodeling; regulation of transcription by RNA polymerase II
Cellular component (GO): SAGA-type complex; nucleus
Molecular function (GO): transcription coactivator activity; protein binding; zinc ion binding
Source: RefSeq, a predicted model, not a curated record